Notothenia coriiceps (black rockcod) is the source of this 2770-nucleotide messenger RNA. It is a transcript of the gene ccdc181, whose product is annotated as coiled-coil domain containing 181. NCBI's taxonomy places the organism in Eukaryota, Metazoa, Chordata, Actinopteri, Perciformes, Nototheniidae. Gene Ontology annotation, molecular function: microtubule binding. The transcript is spliced from 6 exons. Bases 165 to 1715 code for a protein of 516 amino acids. The record is from RefSeq and is a predicted model, not a curated record.
CUGGAAGCAGAUUAUGUACACAGGUGUUGUUCCGUAGACUGCCAGGCACUAUGUGGGCCAGUUAGAUGGAGGGAUAGUUACAAGACAAGCCGGCCGGAUGGUGGUGACAUCGCUCUGAACUCAACCGGAAUACUAAGCAAGGACCCGCCGGUGCUGUGAAGAUUAUGAGUGGGGUGGUUAUCACAAAGUCUCAGGACGAAUACGAGGACGACUUCGAGAAGGAUCUGGACUGGCUGAUCAGCGAGGAAUCCCGGAGUGAGGACCAGGGUCCUGACUUUAAAGACAUAGAAGCAGAGAUUGACAAAGAACUGGAGGAGGAUGAGAAACAGAAAAGAAAGAAAAGAAAGCCGAGAAGCCUCAAGGAGGAGAAGAGAGGCAAGAAAUCCGAAGAGUUGAAAGAAGAUGAAGAGGAAGAGAGGUGGCCCUCACCUAUGGAUCCAUUAGAGUAUGAUUCAGACAGAGACAGCCCAAAUAAGUCCUCAACCAUACUCCCACCUCCUCCAGAGAUGGAGGAACAGACUGAAGAGGAGAAGAAGUACAUCCAGGAGAAGAUCCAGCAGGCGAAUCGAGAGCUGCAGGACCAAGAGGCCCCGAGUAUGACGAGACGCAGACGGCUGCAUUUUAAAGAGACGCUGGUGGACCUGGUGGUGUCUCCACAGCAGUUUGAGAAAGGAGACACUGGUGAGGUGGAAGGGGAGCAGCGCACCAAGGAUUCAAAAGUCGAGAUCGAAGUGUCGGGGAAGCUUUCUGAGCUAAAACUUUCCCCUCGACAAGAGAGGGAAUCUGGCAGAGCUGCGGAGAGCAUUGAGGGAGGGUUAAAGGAAGGAAAAGUCCUGGUCGAAAAGGAUGGUAAGUUUGACCUAGUCAGCCUGAAAGAGGUGGAGAGUAUGGGACUGCUGCCUCCUAUAGCAAACAACAACAUGGACUUCUCCUUCUCACGUCACAAGGAGCAGACUGUGAGCUCCAGUAAGACCUCCAGGUCCUCCCCCUCUCCUCGUGCCGGCUCUCACCCUUUCCAUCAAGGCAUAAAUCAGCUCCCAGCCCCCCGACCCCCAGCCCAGCCCAGGAGCAGGCCCAGCUCAGCCAGCCACAGCCAGAGAGGCACCCAGUGGAGAAACAGCAAGCGGAGGGUGCAGUCUGCCACCGGGACCCCCUGCCAGGCCACAUACAGCCUCUCACCACAGCAGAAAGAGCUGCUGCAGAGGAUCGAGGAGAGGAAGAACAGGCUGGCCAGAGAGGAAGAGCAGAGGAAACAAGAGGAAGAGGAGCAGAAGAAGCAAGAGAAUGAGCUGGCGUUUAAGGCCUGGCUGAUGAAGAAGAGAGAGCAGUUUCAUGAGGAGAAGAGGAUCCACCGAGCCCAGGAGAUGGAGAGGGACAGCGCUAAGAGAGACUCCAGCGACCCAGAGGAGACCUUCAGGCUGUGGCUCCAAAGGAAGCAGGAGCAGCAGCAGAGAGAGAGACACCUGCUGGAGCUGAAGAGGCUGGAGGAGGACAGCGGAUACCUCCUGCGCAGCCGAGGGGAGUGUGAGCGUGCCUUCAAACUGUGGCUGAAGCGUAAACGGGCGGAGAAGCAAGCGGAGCAGCAGGCGGCUCGAGAGCGCUCCCGCAGGUUGGUGCUGGAGGAGCGGCGCGCACGACGGAUGAGGGACCUGCUGUUCACCGUCAAUGAAACCAAGCCAUUCAGAUUUACCGAACAGCUGGACCACCGCUUCUGAACCAAUCACAUCCAAUGUCCCCUGGAUUCAAACAAACACCACCUCAAACUCCACACUGGGCAACACGAGACGUGGAAUGAACAGAAUACAUAGUUUACUCUCAGUCCAGUUGUUAUUUAUUUCUACUUCUGGGCUGUGUUAAAGCACAUUCUGAGAAGAUAAACUUUACCGCAGUGACCUCCUCUUAGUGUGAUAACAUUAAAAGAGUGAAUGAUUUUUGUUACUGUAUUUACCUUGUGUAGUGGCUGACGCACUUUACUUUGAAUGGAGCUAAACUGCAGGGCUGUACAGCGUUAGCUCAAGUUUUUGUUACUGUAUGCCUUUCGUCAGAGUGUUCGGUUACAUAGGAAGCAUACUUUUGAGUUUACAACAGGUGACUUGAACAGAUAAAACUGUAAAGGAAUGCGAUAUAGAUCUGUAAAGCGAUAUAUGCCUGGUUGUUUGAGACAUGACAACACAAAUAAUGUAUCAGUUUCUUUGUUUAAAAUGCAUUCUUGUUUCCUGCAAAUGAACAAUGAUGAGAUGAACAAAUAAAACAAAUAUACACAGUUCAAUGUAGAUAUGGAAUUUUAUCAUUUUCAUUUAUAGACAUGGACACAUCAAUGUUUGUGUGCUACAGCAUUUCAGAAUUAAAUAUCAGUGAAACAAAAGUGGCCAACCUCAUAGCACGACCGGUUUAAGAUUUCUGGUUAGCAGUUUGUAUCUAUGUAAAAAAAGAAAGAAACUUUGUGCACGUUUUCUCCAUUGGGUUUACAGUGCACGAUUCGACCUCUCAUCUGUAUCCUCAACACAAUCAUAAAGACAAAAAAAGAUAGAUACAUAUUUAUUCCUUGAAACAGGAAUGAUUGACAUCUUUUAUGAAAAAAGUUCCUCAUAUUAAAUGCCAACAGUUACGUCAGCAGCUGUCUAUUAUUAAAAACACAUAAAUAAUAGUAAAAUAAGUCAGUGAACAUGGAAAACAGAAUAUUCUGCUCUGUGUGCCCAGAGAGUAAGGGGGGGUUAUUCACGGCAACAACAAAGGAAAAUAAGACAUUUACAGUUUCAGACUUGGCACA